CAAACCAGUUUAUAGUAAAUUAAUGCGAUGUAUAAAAUCGAGAGCUUUUGUUGAGGCCGUGUUAAUUUUGCAAGUGCUUUAGACUAGUUAGCAUCAUAAUGAUUACAAGGGUAUUGGCCGUUUUGGCCAUCACGGCGGUGGCUCAUUGUCAAGAGCACCAUUCACACUCAUAUUCCACCGUCAUCACACACGAAGCGCCAAAGAAGAUCGAACACCACAUUCCAUCGUAUACCACCUACGAAAUACCUUCCCACCACGAAUCUAUUUCGUCACUCUCAUCUCUCUCGUCACUCUCAUCAUCAUCUGUUUCAUCAAAAGGACAAGUUCCUAAUUACGUCCUUCCUACUCCCGAAGAAGUUGAAAAACUGCCACCUCCAGUAGUCCGCACCCACAUACCUUCCGAGCCAGCUCCCGUUCACCAAAACCAAGAACCUCCGGUUCCUGUUCAACAUUACUUUACACCUUCCAACUUCCAAGCCAAACCUGUUCAGCCAGUGCUUCAACCCAUUCCUGUACUUCAGCAAACAGUAUCCGUGCAUCACCAAGCUCCUGUAGAACAAUCGGUUUCUCUGCACUACCAACCCGCCCCAGCAAUCCAAACAGUAUCCCUGCACCAUCAACCUACGAUUCAAUAUGAGUCUGCUCCAUUACAUUAUGAAUCUCCUUUGCAUCAUUUCUCUGCACCUCUGCAUCAUGAGAUUGCUUCAGUUCAACAUGAAGUGCACCAACCUCAACAUGAAGAGAACCAUGAAGAUUAUUACGCGUACCCUAAGUACGAGUUCGAGUACAAGGUGGAGGACCCGCACACCGGCGACAAGAAGUCCCAGCACGAGUCCCGCGACGGCGACGUCGUGAAGGGCUACUACAGCCUGCACGAGGCCGAUGGUUCUGUUCGUACUGUCGAGUAUUCAGCUGACAAGCACAACGGAUUCAACGCCAAUGUGAAGAAUGACCAUCACCAUCCCUAA
Messenger RNA from Cydia splendana, 968 nucleotides. RefSeq lists its product as uncharacterized. Gene Ontology annotation, cellular component: extracellular matrix. NCBI's taxonomy places the organism in Eukaryota, Metazoa, Arthropoda, Insecta, Lepidoptera, Tortricidae. Bases 99 to 968 code for a protein of 289 amino acids. The record is from RefSeq and is a predicted model, not a curated record. The transcript has 4 exons.